UGCCUUGUUAGACUAUUGGAAAAUACUUAUUUGCAGCAAAUUGUUACAAAGGUAGAAGUGAGGAACAGAAUUCUAUAGCUUAUAGAAAAGUAUUGACAUAGCUGGAGAGCAGGUACAUUACCUAGCACCCAUCCCCUGUCCUCUUUGUAGUUGGAAGUAUGCCCUGCAGUGCUUUGGAGACGAGAGAAGCUGAAACCAAAAGAUUCUCUACAUAAUGCUGUAUUACAAUGAACCUUUUCAAUGUGUUAAUACAGUAGAACCCCUGUUAUCUGAAUUCCAUAUUCUUCAAUUACCGUAGCUUGUGAUUCAGAUAAAUGGGAAUCACCAAGACAUAAACUUGCACUGUAUAUUAACUCACUGUAUAUUAAUCUCUUUCUAGUAUUAUUUAUAUAAUCUGCAGCAUGAUUUGGCACAUAAGCACAGCAGAUUUAGUUUAUUUUACAAAUUCAGUGCAAAUUCUCUCUUGCACCAAAAAAUGCAUUCAAGUUAUACCUCAAGGUACAAAUCCAAAUUAAUGUUAACCAGGCUUUGCAUGUUCAAGUUUGUAAGCAUAUCCUAGCAGAUUCAUCAGAAAGAAGGCUAGUCAGUGCAAAUGAAAAAUAAGAAACUAUUAUCUGUGUUGCAGCACAUGUAGAAGUGAAGAUAGGAUCUACUUUCAUUCUUUUCCAGCUGCUGGAAGAUUUUAGAUAGUGUUUUGGAAUGCUUCUUUCUUCUAUUUAUAUUCAAGAAUGGAGUAGAGAAGGUCUCGAGGCAACUGAAGCCCUAUGGUAAAUUGAUUGAAGUACAUGCAGGUGGAUAAUUUGUGAAUUUUGUUCCUGGCACUACAACAAGAGAUGAUGCUGAAGGUAGCUUUUCUGAACAUCAGAAGUGCAGAUAAAGUUUAUUGUUUUGUGGGAUUGUUUAGUUGGAUGUAGUGCUGCUCUUUAAAGAUUAGGCCAGCCUCAUUAAACAUAGGUGUAUAUUAACCACUUCGAUCUACAGCUUCUGCCUGUCUUCAUGUUUAGCAUUUGGUUGGUGCUGAAUGCUUACUUCAUUUUUAGGUUUAACUUGUUCAUGCAACUGAAGCUUAUCUAAUCUUUUUUUUCCUGAAGGAAAACAAACCUGGAGUCCAGAAUACCUCAUCCUCCUUUAGUGCUGUGCUACCUCCCUGCUGACUGUCAGGGAUGGGAAGGGCAAUAGGUAUUGCCCCCUGUAAAAUGGGUGAAUGGGUAUGUUUGGUUUUGAGGUGGGAAAAAAAUGCCAUCCAAUCCUGAUAUUCAUUUUGAAGCUCAAAGAUGACAUAGAAACUGCACGCCAGGGAGGAAUGCCCACUGAGGAGGAAGAAAGCAGCUCUGCACUCCUCUGUGAUUGGGACUGACUGUGUUGUUGCUGGGUGGAACAGCGUAAUGCUGUUGCUGCUCCUGCUCCAGCACAGUGAUGUUUCUGUUCCAGAUUGUGCUGACUCACAUUCAAGAAAAUAUGAUACACAGACACAAUGCACUGUAACUCUUUUCCUUCCCCUCAGUAACCUCGGUAAGUGUUUGGUUUCUUUUUCCUCUCUUUGGCUAGUGUGGUGCUAAUAUAGCUUUACUGUUAGAAUUAAUAGGAAGGGGAAAGGCAACCUUGUAAACAAACUGGUAGCAGACAGAUUAAUCUUGGAGAGGGCAUUUAAAUGCAACCUGCUGUUUGUGGUACCUCCACCUCCCUUUAAAGCUGAUCAAUCCCGAUAACUCACCCAUCUCUACAAACUACACUUGUUAGAGCUGUGUUCUUAAAUGGGAGAAGUGCUUACAAUGCCCAUUUACAACUGUAUUCUCUUUAAUUAGUCAGCACAGCCAGUGCUGCAGGGAUAGAUCACUUGCCUUUAAAGAUUUGAGAAUGUUAAUAGUACAGUAAAUCAUUUUAAUUAUUAUUGGAUUAAUGUUGUGUCUCGAAGAACAUCUAAUGCAAAUCACAAGAAAUGGCCUGAAGUGACCCAAGGGUUGUGCUUUAUUAGAAAAGUAAUAGGUCCAUUGCUUAAAUAUAAAAAGAGGUUCUUUCUUCAAAUGUCACUCGGCACUGGGCUUUUCCAUGUGUGUAUGUGGAAAUGAAAUCCUUUUACUUCCACUUUGUCCACAGAAAGUUUCUGUAGCUCAUGCAUUAAAUGGCUGAGACAGCAGCUAUAAUAUCAAGAGAUGAAGAGGAGAUCCAAAACAGCAGUGAUGAUGAAGACCUAUUUCCGACUCAUGAUGCUGUAUCAGCAUCCCCUGGUUGCUCUGCCAGCCCUUCUCUAGACAGCCUUGAUGAAGACAAGGGAAGCUCAGCAGUGCCAGAAAGACUGUCUGUCCUCUCCAGCAGGGCAGUGGCCCAGCUAAAAGCCCUGACUGGCCCAGAGAUGGGUAGUGGUGGCCAGGCACAGAGGACAGCCCCGGGGCUGGCUGAGCGUCCUCUGGCAGCCGUAGAUGCAUUGUUAGGUUCCUCCUUGUGCCCUGCAGCAGCUGAUAACCUGCUGCCUGUGGACCUUGCCUCCCUGCAUGCCAAAAGCGGAGGCAAAUUGCAUUCCGAGGCGCUGCAGGCCCCAAGGGUGCCCGGUGAGGCCGGCGAGGCCGUGCAGGCUGGGACUGACACGCAGCAGGCAGCGAGCGUCAUCGAGGGCAACGCGGCCUCUUGCGGUUUGGGCCGUGUGGUUUGGAUGAAGGCCACAACAGUAUUGGAGACCUUAGAAAAUAAGAAAAAGGAGGAAAAGGAGAAGUACCGGCUCCAGCUAGCUAUGUACCGACGGCUGCUGCUGCUGCGCUCCAUCAGGAGUUUGCACAGGCAGCUGGAGCAGCAGCAGGCCAGGCUGCAGGAAUGCUAUGGCACCGUGAUAAAUACAAAGAAAGAAGUGUUGAAACACAUUUGCUCAACCUCGCCCUCACCUUUGCCAUAAUCGUGUUGUUGCCUGCAGAAAUGAGCUUUGCAAUGCCACCAGAACCCCCAGUAAGCUUGCAUGCCAUAGGGGUGGUGUCCUCCUGUGCGCCAAGCAGAGAGGAAACAGCAGCAACAGAUCAACAAGAGAGGAGACAAGGCACAGCAUUGGCCACUGAAUUUAUCUGGAGGAAAAGAAAAGAAGGGUGAACUUGUGCAAGAAGCUGAGUCCUGAUGCCCGCCCAUUCAAAGCCUCAAGUGUAUUUUGGGACUCGAAAGCCAGUGAGAAAGUUCCAGAAUGACAUGGGUAACUCUUGGAGGUGUUUUCAAGCAUAUCAGACUGAGCAGCAGUCUGAGGUUGAAUUAAAGUGUUUCCUCUCAUAUUGUUUGACCUCCGCAUGUUUUUAAGAAGUUUGGUCAUUUGGGUGAGGUCCAAAGAAAUUUCUUAAAAUUUGUAUUUUUAUCUGAAUUCAACUCAUGGCCCUCAAAGGAACUGGGCUGAUGAUGACAAAAUGAGGAGUUUCAGUAGGGCCUUUCUCCUCGUUAUCUUUACUGGCUGCCAGAGAUUGCCAAACUAAUGAAUUCUAUGAGAAAUUUUUCCUGCAACCCAACAACUUGUGUACUUUUACAGCAAAGGUUGAAGAUAAAUGAUAUUGCCUGAGUCAUAAGAUCCUGCUGCUCACCUAUUUCUGAAAUGGCAGAAAAUAAGAAUGGGUUUACUGUGAAAGAGUGGAAUAUUUAAAAGCUGUCAGCCCUCUUGGAAUGGAAACACUAAAAAAGUUGUAGCUUGUGCCAACCUAAACCCAAGAAACAUUCAAGAACAGAAUGGAGUUAUACAUACAU
Molecule: messenger RNA, 3708 nt
Organism: Cyanistes caeruleus (blue tit)
Lineage: Eukaryota; Metazoa; Chordata; Aves; Passeriformes; Paridae
Source: RefSeq, a predicted model, not a curated record